AUGGACGACAACUUUACCCACUGCUCCUACGAGGCCGGCAUGCUCGAGGACAUGUGGGCCAAUACCGUCUCGCCCCUCAAGGCUCCGGAUGCCCCCUUGGACAUCACCAUUCACUUCGAAAAGGGCCUUCCCGUCAAGGUCAUUACUCCUGAGCAGACUUCCUUCGACGAGCCCACAUCAACCUCGAGGGUCUUGUUUUGGAUGCUAGAGUUCGCGAGCUUCCUAAUCCUCGAAACAGCGAGUCUCGACCAUGCGCAGCAGCGGGUCAACGACGAGAUCCGUCUCCACUUGUACAAGGGCAGCGUUUACGUCUUGGGCCGCAUCUCUGAGGAGAAGCUCAAUUCCGAGGAAGAUGCCUCCAUGGACUCUCUCACCAACUUCGAUUCCUCUGAGACGUCUGGCUUCAUCACCAUCUACGCUCUCCGCCUCAAGAAGGCAAGCACAUAUCGCUAUGGUGCUCAGCAGACCGAGGCUGGUAUCAAGUUUUAG
Colletotrichum higginsianum IMI 349063 is the source of this 489-nucleotide messenger RNA. Its product is annotated as Argininosuccinate synthase. Gene Ontology annotation, molecular function: argininosuccinate synthase activity; ATP binding. The record is from RefSeq and is a predicted model, not a curated record. The coding region runs from base 1 to 489 and encodes 162 amino acids. Gene Ontology annotation, cellular component: cytoplasm. Lineage: Eukaryota; Fungi; Ascomycota; Sordariomycetes; Glomerellales; Glomerellaceae. The transcript has 6 exons. Gene Ontology annotation, biological process: urea cycle; L-arginine biosynthetic process.